Messenger RNA from Fimicolochytrium jonesii, 1821 nucleotides. RefSeq names its product P-loop containing nucleoside triphosphate hydrolase protein. The coding region runs from base 1 to 1821 and encodes 606 amino acids. The transcript has 10 exons. Lineage: Eukaryota; Fungi; Chytridiomycota; Chytridiomycetes; Spizellomycetales; Powellomycetaceae. The record is from RefSeq and is a predicted model, not a curated record. Gene Ontology annotation, molecular function: RNA binding; RNA helicase activity; ATP binding. Gene Ontology annotation, cellular component: nucleus.
AUGUCUGACGGCUGGGAUGCUGCUGAGCCCGUCUCCAACGGAACCGAGAAGCAUAACGUCAAUUCCGAUGCUGUGCCCAUGAACGACGGCGAUGGUGGUUGGGGCACCGAUGUUACGAACGGCGCGGACGCCGCUGCUCAAACAGCCCCUGCGGCGGAAACAAGAAAGCACAAGUUCGGCGUCAGGGAAGAAAUUGUCGUCCCCGACGCAGAGAAUGUUGUAUGGCUUGCGAAUGCCGAGCGCUGGGAGGAAGGCGUGCGCAAUGUGAACCUUGAGACCAGACUCUACCGCGAUAACAUUGUGCACGCCGGCGAGCAUUUCGAGGAUAUCCGAGGGGUGCAUGUCACCACUGUUGGCGAGGAGAUUCCCGAUAAGCUGGAAUCGUUCGAGCAAUUGAAUAUCCCUACACCUCUUAGAGAGAACAUUCUUUCGCACAUGAGAUACUCCAAGCCUACGCCUGUUCAAGCCGCCGCGAUCCCGGUGCUCCUCAGUGGACGUGACGUUAUGGCAACGGCCCAGACUGGCAGUGGAAAGACUUGCGCUUACAUGCUGCCGAUCAUGAUCAAGAUGCUGGAGCGCGGCAAUCCGAGAGCUAGUGUUGCGAACGCUGAGGCCGCUGGCGGGGAAGAGAAGCAAAGCUUCUUCAGCGCUGGUGCUGGUGCAGGGCCUGUUGAGCCUCAGGCUCUGAUCGUCGUCCCAACUCGUGAGUUGGCUUCCCAGAUCCAUCAUGAAGCUCGAAAGUUCGCGUAUCUGACCUGGGUCAAGCCGUCCGUUAUUUACGGAGGUGCUGGAACAAGAAACCUCAUCGACGAAAUGAGAAAAGGAACGGACAUUCUUAUCGCAACGCCGGGAAAGCUGCUUGAUCUCCUCGAAAAGGGUGUCAUUCUCCUUCGCAAGAUUAAGUUCCUUGUCAUUGAUGAAGCUGACCGGUUGUUUGAACUGGGCUUCGCCGAAGAUGUGAUGCGCAUUUGCAAAGGCUUCGAUUUGCCUCAAGAUGAAUCCAAGAGAGUCUGUUUGUUUUCGGCCACGUUCCCGAAGAGUGUCCGAGCCUUCGCCGGCCAGCUUUUGGGAGACUGUGCUCUCAUUACUGUUGGUCAAGUUGGAGUCGUUCCGACCGACAUCAAGCAAGAGGUGUUGGAACUUCAAGACAAUGAGAAAACGGCGAAGCUUCUCGACAUCCUCUUCGAGUCGGAAGUCGGAUUGACCCUCAUCUUCGUCAACACUUGUCGCGCCGCGGACACUUUGGACGACAGCCUCUAUCGACUUGGCUUCCCGGUCACCUCCAUCCACAGCGGACGGUCCCAGGCUGAGCGUGAAAGCUCCAUCUCGGCCUUUAGGGCUAACAAGAUCCCGCUGAUGAUCGCUACGGAUAUCGCGGCUAGAGGCUGGGACAUUCCCAACAUCGUACAAGUCAUCAACUACGACAUGCCCAAAGAUAUUGAUGACUACAUCCAUAGAAUUGGCCGAACCGCUCGUGUCGGGAACGUCGGGACCGCUACGAGCUUCUUCAAUCCCGAGAAGAACGAUGAACUCGGACCUGCCCUUGUCAAGGUCUUGAAAGAAGCCGGGCAACCUAUCCCUGAGUUCCUCCAGCGCCACAUAGAGGAGAUGGAAAUUGACGGAGCUGAAGGGCCGGAUAACCUCAAAGAGGAAGAUUUGGAGGGCGAGGUUCCCGACUUCGCCGCUGCCGGCGGUUCCAAUGGCGCUGAUGGCGGCGAAGGCGGCUGGGACGAAGGCGAAGGUGGCGGUUGGGCUACCGGCGGCGACGGGGACGGCGGUGACAAUGCCGAAGCUCCCGCGGAGGACGCCAGCGGUUGGUAG